This is a messenger RNA of Paramisgurnus dabryanus, 2341 nucleotides long. The record is from RefSeq and is a predicted model, not a curated record. Lineage: Eukaryota; Metazoa; Chordata; Actinopteri; Cypriniformes; Cobitidae.
UGACUACAUUACAUUGUUGAUGCACUUGAUUUGCGCCAUCUAGCGGAGCCACGUGUGUUUAUAACCACACCUCCAAAGAGGAAGUUUGUAAGUUGUCAUGCUUGAGGGUCAUACUGAGAUUGAAAGUAUGUCUAAUGCUGUUUUAAAAUUAAAUCCACCUCGUGCAACAUGUUAAAAUGUUGCAUUUAAUCGCGGUAGUAUGCAUACUUCUAGCGCCUGUGUAUUCAGAUUCAGGAUCACAUUCGUUGUGGGUCUUUGCUACCUUCUUGACCGGAGAUGUUUCGGUUCCAUUUCCAGAGUUUACCGCAGUUGUUACGUUGGAUGAUAUUGUCAUCGGUCACUAUAACUCCGACGAGAGCCGUUUUGUCCAGAAAAUACAAGAUGACUCGGUUAAUGUCACUGAGCAGUUGACCAUAUCAACAGUGUGUAAAGGCAUACACGAGGGCAUGAAAACCAAAGCAUACUACUUAAUAGAUUACUUAAAUUACACAAGAGGCCUUCACGUGCAGCAGAGGCUUGUUGGAUGUGAACUUCACCACCAUGAGCCUGGCAAAAUGAUGACCCUGGAGGCCUUUAAUGGUGAAAGUGGUUUUGAGAGACACUAUGACAUUCAGGGGGACCAGCACACUCACUGGAAAUGGCCUGUGAUAAAGAGUAGUGCGCAGUUAGAGUAUGACGCAUGGCUGUAUGCUUACUUUUAUCGCCCUCUGUGCAUCAGUCAGCUCAAGAAGUAUCUGAAAAAGGAGAAGAACCGGGUAACAGCUAGAGUUAAACCAAGACUGAGAGUGAUCGAACAAUCUAACAGUGACACAGGUGUAGUCCAGGUUACUUGCCUGGCAACUGGUUUUUACCCACGACACAUUAACCUGACCCUACUUCGGGAUGGCCAGCCGGUAAAUGAGGACCGGGUCACGGGUGGAGAACUUCUGCCUAAUGGUGAUGGAACGUACCAGAUGAGGAAAAGUGUUGAACUGGGUGCUGAAGAGCAGAGAGAAAAACACUCCUACACAUGCACUGUAAUUCAUCUUAGCCUGGAUAACAAGCUUGACAUCAGUAUAGAACCUGGUCCUGACCCAGUUAUUGUUAUUCCUUCUGUACUAUUGCUGCUGCUGUUGUGUGCAUUUGGAGCCCUGGCUUCUUUUAAAAUAUGGAGGAAGAUGUAUAAACCUGCCAGUCAGGUCAGCUACAUCUCUACCUCACAAGUUGACCAGACGUGAGAUCCUGAAGGGUUUUUCAUUUGCUUGUUCUAAAGGCACAUCAUUACUUAUUUACAUUUACAGAAGAAAAGGUAUUUGUAUUGAUUUCCAGAAAAAUAUCUAAACAUCUGUAAAAGAAGAUUUUAUGCUUAAAAAAAUAAUAAUUUCUUAGCACACCAGCAUUUAUGUAUUUGCCAUGUGCUUUCAUCCAAAGGGACUGACAGUGCAUUCAAGAAAUACAUUAUUUUUUAACAAUAUCUGUGAUCUCUGAGAUCAAAAUUGUUUUAAUUUACCAUAAACCUUAAUCCAAUUUGCUAAAUGUAUGCUUGCAAAUGAAAGAAUAUUAAAAUCCUAGUGGGGUAAGAAAAUUAGUAUCUGCAGUAAAUGUAUUAUUGGUGACAUGGCAGGCGUAUUUUUGUGUCCAUCCGGGGGCAUUAUGUACUAAAAUAACUUGAUACAUUUAUGAUGUCACUUUAUUCUAUACAACUUAUUUCGUUUAAAUACAGUUUCUGUUACAAAUUUUUGUUUUGAGAUAUCAAACUUGAAAUGACAGGCAGGGCAAUUGUCCAUACAAAUUAGCAGUGGCAAAAUUAUGUUAACAUUUUAAAAAAUUUAAAAUAAGAUCCUUUGGCUAUUUUGUUUGAAGAUUUUAAAAAAACGAGCUUGUUUUGCCAUUGACCCAUUCACACACACACACACACACACACACACACACACACACACUAGGAUUAAUAAUAUGAUUUUGCAGUACUUCUAACAUCUAACACAAGAUAUUACUGUAUUAAAUUUGUACAAACGUGUACGUUUAACUAUGAAUCAGUAUUUAUAUAAAUCUAGUACAUUUAUUUCAAUGCAAAAAUGUAUUGCCACCAGAACUCCUCAGUAUUUGUACUGUACACUUUUGUAUUUGUGAGACUGUUUACAUCAUUUUGAAUUAAUAAAAACAUGUAUUAUAUUUGUUAUAUAAUUCAGCCUCUUUAAUCUUGGUCUAUACCUACAUGCUUUAAUAUUCGCCAUAAUCCUGACUUUUAAUGGGACAAUGAAUCAACAUACUGCGGCAUGACGUCAUAACGCAAGCUUGAUCCAGAAAUGCCCUCGAGUCUCGAUUAAAUAUUAUUAAAAGUUAAUAUCUCCACUGUGGCUUU